CCUGCUUUUCAUCCACUUUCCACAAAGACACAUCUGUGCCCGCAAUACAUGUCAUAAACUGACUUCUCAUUGAUUUAUUGGAGGGAUCUAACCUUUAUUUAGUUUUUCUGCCAUGGCAAAAUGGUCACUUUUAUUUUUAUACUUUUUCCAAGGACUACUUCCCCUCACCUUUGGGCAGCAGCAGCAGCAGCAGCAGCAGCGCACAGCUGGCCCCUGGAGGCACCGGAUUCAGUGGGAGAGCAACGGACAGGUUUACAGUUUAAUGAGCACUGGAUCAGAAUACCAGACCCCUGUUCGGUCCAGAAGCCAGUCGAGGGUUUAUGUGAGCAGUAGGAGGGACGGCACCAGGAGCCAAAUGCCGGGGGCGCACAGAGGCGCAACGGUUGUAAGACCCGGGCAGGGUGAGUCCAGACAGUUCCGGACUGAACACGUUGUAGAGCCAGGAUCUUUUACACCUGGACACGAUGGUAGACGGUUUGUGCCUGUUAAUGCUCGUGCGUCAGGGAUCAGACAGCAGCCUGAGCGCACUUACGGAACAGGAGCUGCGGGUUAUCCGGGCGCACGACGUUUUAACCCUGAACACACCAACAGCAUCAACGCCUCUGCACCGAGGAGUUUCACAGAAUUCCCAGGCCGAAGAGGAGGUGUUAAUGUGGACGCUACUGCGCUGUACACCAGAGGAGGAGAACCGGAGCCCGGUGCGCAAUACCAACAGUUACGCGCGGUGCCACAGGCAUCGUCUGUCUCCAGGCAACCCGCGCAGACAGAUCACUCCAUCUCAGUACAUCCCGCAACUUUGGAAAGAGAAUCUGAAGCCCCUGUUCCGCUCCCUACACAUACAGAGGACAUUUCAAAUGAGGCAACCACAAAUGGAGAGGACAUGGUUAACGACGACCCUCGAAACCCGUUUAAAAACCACAGGAAUUCUGUUUUCUACAACAUGUAUCCCACAAGAGGGAGGUCAGGGGCCCGCACGCGCCGUCCACCUGGCACAGGAUAUGGAACAAGAUAUUUCCAAAAUGGGCUGCCAGACCUUGUGCCAGACCCAUAUGCCAUCCAAGCAGGUGCUUAUAUCCAACGCAUGCAGAUGUAUGCGCUCCGCUGUGCAGCUGAGGAGAACUGUCUGGCCAGGUCAGCUUAUGGACCCGCUGUGCGAGACAUCGACUUCAGGGUUCUGCUGCGGUUCCCUCAGAAAGUCAAGAACCAAGGCACCACUGACUUCCUCCCUGUCAAGCCGAGAUAUCAGUGGGACUGGCACAGCUGUCACCAGCACUACCACAGCAUGGACGCCUUCAGUAACUACGACUUGUUGGACGCCGCCACCGGACGUAAAGUAGCCGAGGGACACAAGGCCAGUUUCUGCCUUGAGGACACGAGCUGUGACCCUGGAUUCAGGAGGCGCUAUGCCUGUACAUCCCAUACACAGGGACUGAGUCCAGGAUGCCAUGACAUCUACGCUGCCAACAUUGACUGUCAGUGGAUCGACAUCACUGAUGUACCUCCAGGAAAUUAUAUCUUGAAGGUUACUGUCAAUCCCAAUUUCCACGUUUUGGAGUCGGACUUCACCAACAACAUAGUGAGAUGUGAUAUCACUUACACAGGAAUUUAUGUUCAGACACGCAACUGCCGGGUGACAAGAGAGAAAAAAAGAGGGAGAACAGUCUGAUGGCGGUGAUAAGGGGUUGAAAUCUUCUUUGCUGAAAAACAUCUCUCCCUGUACUGUACAUCGACACUCUGGCUAACAGAAAGUGCAGUUGGUAAAGUGUUGCAUACAGCUGUAACUCUGCGCUACGAUCCUGCCACAGAGUCCUGUGUUGCAUUUAUUUGUGUUAAAUGCAAAAGUUUACACCAAUUACAUAAAUGAAACUAGUGAGAUAGCCAGAUUUACUUGACUAUAUAUUUCAUAUGUGCCAUGAUUCAUUACAAAUUUUUUUUUCUUAACAAAUACAGGUACUGUGUUCAUAGGUUUUGGUUCUUGAAUUCUGGUUUAUUGCUUGAAAUGUGUUUUUUGUUGCCUUUUAUUGUCUUUGUCUUGUUUUUCUGCUUUGUGUUAUUGUUACAUGCACAUCGUUAGUUUAUUUAAAGGAUAGGAUAUUCUAUAUUUCUGUUACUGGCAACUAAUCUCACAAGAAGACCAAAAUCAACAUCACAUUCACUCAUCUUUCAAUACUU
Messenger RNA from Toxotes jaculatrix (banded archerfish), 2172 nucleotides. RefSeq names its product lysyl oxidase-like 5b (gene loxl5b). Gene Ontology annotation, molecular function: protein-lysine 6-oxidase activity; copper ion binding. The transcript has 8 exons. NCBI's taxonomy places the organism in Eukaryota, Metazoa, Chordata, Actinopteri, Toxotidae. The record is from RefSeq and is a predicted model, not a curated record. Bases 113 to 1666 code for a protein of 517 amino acids. Gene Ontology annotation, biological process: peptidyl-lysine oxidation.